Molecule: messenger RNA, 1447 nt
Organism: Piliocolobus tephrosceles (Ugandan red Colobus)
Lineage: Eukaryota; Metazoa; Chordata; Mammalia; Primates; Cercopithecidae
Gene: CHKA
Product: choline kinase alpha
Exons: 10
Coding region: 272-1447 (391 amino acids)
Biological process (GO): phosphatidylethanolamine biosynthetic process; CDP-choline pathway
Cellular component (GO): cytoplasm
Molecular function (GO): choline kinase activity; ethanolamine kinase activity
Source: RefSeq, a predicted model, not a curated record
GCGGCUGCAGAGGAGCGAGAGCAGCGGGCAGCAGCACGUCGCCGCGCCACAGUCGCCACAGCCGCCACAGCCGCUACAGCCUCCGCCGCCGCCCCGCGCGCCCAACUGCCGCGGCCCGCCGCCCCCCACCUCUCUCCCGGCCGGCCUGCCCGCCGGUCAGAGAGCGGCGAGCGGCCUCCCGCCCGGCCCCCUGAGGCGGGCGCCCGGCCGGACCCUGAGCCUCGUCCUCUCGCGCUGCGGCCGCCCGCGCCUCCUCGGCCGCCUGUCGGGCAUGAAAACCAAGUUCUGCACCGGGGGCGAGGCGGAGCCCUCGCCGCUCGGGCUGCUGUUGAGCUGCGGCAGCGGCAGCGCGGCCCCGGCGCCCGGCGUGGGGCAGCAGCGCGACGCCGCCAGCGACCUCGAGUCCAAGCAGCUGGGCGGCCAACAGCCGCCGCUCGCGCUGCCCCCCGCGCCGCCGCUGCCGCUGCCCCAGCCCCCGCCGCCGCAGCCGCCGGCAGACGAGCAGCCCGAGCCCCGGACGCGGCGCAGGGCCUAUCUGUGGUGCAAGGAGUUUCUGCCCGGCGCCUGGCGGGGCCUCCGCGAGGACGAGUUCCACAUCAGUGUCAUCAGAGGCGGCCUUAGCAACAUGCUGUUCCAGUGCUCCCUACCUGAUACCACAGCCACCCUUGGCGAUGAGCCUCGGAAAGUGCUCCUGCGGCUUUAUGGAGCGAUUUUGCAGAUGAGAUCCUGUAAUAAAGAGGGAUCCGAACAAGCUCAGAAAGAAAAUGAAUUUCAAGGGGCCGAGGCCAUGGUUCUGGAGAGCGUUAUGUUUGCCAUUCUCGCAGAGAGGUCACUUGGGCCAAAACUCUAUGGCAUCUUUCCCCAAGGCCGACUGGAACAGUUCAUCCCGAGCCGGCGAUUAGAUACUGAAGAAUUAAGUUUGCCAGAUAUUUCUGCAGAAAUCGCUGAGAAAAUGGCUACGUUUCAUGGUAUGAAAAUGCCAUUCAAUAAGGAACCAAAAUGGCUUUUUGGCACAAUGGAAAAAUAUCUAAAUGAAGUUCUGAGAAUUAAAUUUACUGAGGAAUCCCGAAUUAAAAAGUUCCACAAAUUGCUCAGUUACAAUCUGCCUUUGGAACUGGAAAACCUGAGAUCAUUGCUUGAAUCUACUCCAUCUCCAGUUGUAUUUUGUCAUAAUGACUGUCAAGAAGGUAAUAUCUUGUUGCUGGAAGGCCAAGAGAAUUCUGAAAAACAGAAACUGAUGCUCAUUGACUUCGAAUACAGCAGUUACAAUUACAGGGGAUUUGACAUUGGAAAUCACUUCUGUGAGUGGAUGUAUGAUUAUAGCUAUGAAAAAUACCCUUUUUUCAGAGCAAACAUCUGGAAGUAUCCCACCAAGAAACAACAGGAAGCCCCUGGACCCUCCAGAGUCAUUGAGCGUCCAGCUGAGUUGCUUUCAACCUUGAGGUAG